ACAAUUCACCAGAGAUCAGGUUAGGAGUAUGAUGCAUUACGAUGUUAAGCACUGAAAGAUAGACCCUAAAGAGUUUAACUGCUUGCCUCCUUCUUUUGAUCCUGAUAAUUGAGAUGGCUGGUCAAUGCUUUGAAAUUCUAUUUUUAAGAAGGAUGAAACUCUUGUGAAAGCUAUUCAUCAUCUCCAGGAGACCCAUGAUCUGAAUAAUGGAGCCUUCGAUCCAUUUUCAUCUGCAUCUGCCACAUUUGAUUUAGGACAAGGGUUCAAUUUUGCAACUGCAAGACAGUCAACCAAGAGGAUGACCAUAAGAGGCCGAGCAAAAAGCAUUGAGAAGUCAUCUAAGGAUGUGCAAGCACUUCCAUCAAAUAGAGACAGAAUAAUUAAACUGCAGAAUGAUCCUUCCAAGAAAAGACAGUCUCAAAGGAAAAAUGCUGAGAAGCAAAAGGAAAUUAUUUCAAGAAUAGGCUUCUUUAAAAAUGAUCCUCUACUGUUGCAGUUUGUUCCUAAUAUCAAGCAAAAAACUAAGAUAGGACUCUCUUGGAAAAAGUUCCUUGCCAGAAACAUUAAAAACUCUGCUCUUAAGUCUAGAUCUAAGGAAAAGGAGAGAACAAAGUCGCCUGCGCAGCGUCAAGUAAGAGCCAGGACAACAUCCCUAACCAAAAGAAUUACCAAGAAUAGAGUAAUUAUCUUUAUAAAAGUCUAGAACCUAG
Moneuplotes crassus is the source of this 710-nucleotide messenger RNA. NCBI's taxonomy places the organism in Eukaryota, Ciliophora, Spirotrichea, Euplotida, Euplotidae. The record is from the annotation of a GenBank genome assembly.